GCCAAGGUACGCAGCGUGCGGCGCCGGCCCGACUUCUCCAGCUCGGGCCAGUGGGACGUGGUGGUGGAGGUGGAGGGGGAGCAGGAGCGACACGUGUUUGACGGGGUCAUGGUGUGCACGGGCCUCUACACGAACCCCACGAUGCCCCUGCAGAACUUCCCAGGAAUCUCGCGGUUCCAGGGCCAGUACCUCCACAGCUGGGAGUACAAGACCCCCGACAAGUUCCGGGGCAAGAGGAUCCUGGUGAUCGGCAUUGGGAACUCGGGGGUGGACCUGGCCAUUGAGCUCAGCCACGUGGCUGAACAGGUGUUCCUCAGCACCCGGCGGGGCUCGUGGAUCUGGAACCGCGUGUGGGAUAACGGGCUGCCCAUGGACACGGUGCUCUUCACACGCUUCAACUCGAUGCUGAAUCGCCUCUACCCCGACUGCCUGGUCAACCACUGGACGGAGACCAAGCUCAACCGGCGCUUCAGCCACCGUGACUACGGGCUGCUGCCCAGGCACAGGUUCCUCAGCCACCAGGCCACCAUGAGCGACGAACUCCCGAACCACAUCAUCUCGGGCCGGGUCCUGAUGAAGACCAACGUGUGCGCCUUCUCAGAGACCUCGGCCACCUUCGCCGACGGCACGGAGGAGCCUGUGGACGUGGUGGUCUUCGCCACGGGGUACACGGUCUCCUUCUCCUUCUUGGAGAAGGACGCCCGGGUGCUGGACAGCGACUACUCCAUGUUCAAGUUUGUCUUCCCGCCCCAGCUGGAGCAGCCGACGCUGGCCUUCAUUGGGAUCCUGCAGCCGGUGGGCGCCACCAUCCCCACGUCGGAGCUCCAGAGCCGCUGGGUGGCCCGAGUCUUCAGGGGCAUGACCAGAUUGCCGUCGAAGCAGGACAUGAUGGCUGACAUCAGGAAGACGAGGGAAAUGUUCGAGAAACAGUACCUCGACAACCCCCGGGACUUACGCCGCGUGCAGUACGUGGAGUACAUGGACGAGAUCGCCUCAAAGAUCGGGGUGAAGCCCAACCUGCUCUCCCUCUGCCUGUGGGACCCCAAGCUGGCGUGGGAGGUUUACUUUGGACCGUGCACGCCUUACCAGUACCGCCUCCAGGGGCCUGGCAAGUGGGCGGGUGCCCGGGCGGCAAUCCUCAGCCAGCGAGAACGGAUCAUCAAGCCCAUGAGGACCCGAACCCUCUCGGGUGGCGACCAGCCCUCCUCCUCCUCCUCCUCCUCCUCCAGGUGGGACUCUUGCUUCAAACCUGUUUCAUCAUCCUCCGAGGCUCCUUUGCAAACCUGGCCAUCGGGCGCAGUGACGGAAGCAGGAAAGACGUGGAGGCAAGACCUGAAGGGAGACCUGGACCAUUUCUGGGUGAGCAGGGAGUGA
Sorex fumeus (smoky shrew) is the source of this 1374-nucleotide messenger RNA. RefSeq names its product flavin-containing monooxygenase 5-like. The transcript has 7 exons. Lineage: Eukaryota; Metazoa; Chordata; Mammalia; Eulipotyphla; Soricidae. The annotation marks the transcript as partial. The record is from RefSeq and is a predicted model, not a curated record. Gene Ontology annotation, molecular function: flavin adenine dinucleotide binding; NADP binding; N,N-dimethylaniline monooxygenase activity.